Molecule: messenger RNA, 2134 nt
Organism: Coregonus sp. 'balchen'
Lineage: Eukaryota; Metazoa; Chordata; Actinopteri; Salmoniformes; Salmonidae
Source: the annotation of a GenBank genome assembly
CCUACAUCACUUCCGUUCAUCUGCUGAUCGGGUCAGAAAGACAGUGACAAUGGCGGCGGUCGGAAGAAUUUCUCAAGCGCUCCUGCGGUCCUCAUUGAUCCAGAGUCGUCAACUCUCUGCCACAGCGGCCCAUGGUCAUGGAGAGCAAACAGGUAAUGCCACACAAGCAUUGCUCAAACGACACGAUUUACUAAUGAUAAGACCAUACACAUAUUAUUGGAGGACGUGGUAGUUUAGUGACCUUGCUAGCUAACGCGUAGCUAGUUAGCGCGAGGCAGCAUAACAGUUCCUGUUUUCGAUAACGUUAGCUAACUAGCUAGGUUAGAGGAAUUUGGGAAUCAACCACAUACCUAGCUACACACACAGGAAUCGUUGGCAAUUGCUAAAUCCCCAUCCUAUAUUAGCCAGAUGGCUGGAUUAACACAAUGUUAGACUAGUUAGCUAGCUAGGGCUCAUUUGCAGAAGAGACCUUGUCCUUGGUCUCAACAUGACUCCCUGUUGAAAUAAAGGUUAAAUAAAAAAGUUGACUAUCGUAACUAACCAGUUAGUUAUCUAGAAGAGCUAGUUAUAGUGUAUGCAGUUUUCAAACCUACCAAACAUCUAUCUAGGUUAUUUGGUGUGUUUGAAUGGCCCAUCUCAGAUUUAGCUAGCUAACGUUAACUCAGUAUGUGCAGGCAAUGAAGAAACCAAUUUAUUAAAAUCAGUUUCACAAUUGUGGUUAACAAUGUCAAUGUCAUGGUGUCAGUUAGCAAGCUAAUAUAGCCUUAGUGAAUUAAAGGAGAGUACACUAAUUUCAACCACAAUUUAGGCCUAGUUCAGGGGUAGGAAACCUUGUUCCUGGAGUGCUGCAGGGCUUUGUCAACCUAGCAUGACACCUUAUUCAACCAAUAACUUAUUUACCAACAGUAAUUUGCUCAAUUCUACACAUCUGGUCUCCCAGGUCAGCAAAAUGUUUAAUCUGGCACUCCAGGACCAGGGUUACCUACCCUGUGUGCAGUAGUUCAAAUGUGGUUAAAUACUCAAUACUGAACCUCGGUAAACUGUACUUCAGCAGGCACAAAACUUCAAAUGCCUCACGCAGUGAUCAUGGUUUAUAUUUGUAAAAAUACAUGAUUGGAUUAGCCAAUUUAUUAAAAUCAGACAUGAACAAAGUCAGAGGAGGCUCUUUGGAAAUGGCAACUCAACAGUACAUGACCUGCACCUGUUGCACUUUGGUGGUUGCCUUUGACAUUGACAAGUGCAGAGAUUGAGAUACUUGGGAUUUCAAUGGUUUGUACACUUGUGCACACAUUCAAAGGAAAGUUACGGAUUUAGCAUUCCAGUGACAUCAAAGUAGCUAUGUUAGUUUUCAACAUGUCUCACAUCACAAUGUGUCCAAACAGAAAAUAAAGGUCAAAUGUAUUAACUAUAACUGGCUUAAGUGUAAAUAAAGCCAUUGUUACUCAUCAAACAACAAUGUAUUUUUUGGUUUUCUUUGUUUCUUCUCCAGCUAGAACAUGGAAGAUCCUCUCCUUUGUGGUUGCCCUUCCGGGAGUUGCAGUGUGCAUGUUGAACAUGUACCUGAAGAUGCAGCACCAUGCUGCACACCAUGUGGAGCCAGAGUUUGUCCCUUACAGCCAUCUUCGCAUUCGCAGCAAGGUCUGAUUUUUUUUUUUUUUUUAUUUAAGUAUCCUAGAUACUAAAUACAGUUAUUGUUUCAAAACAUUUAUUUGAUUAUACUUUUUGGGAUUGUCUAAUUUUGCCUAGAGUAGUUAGACAGUUUAAUGUGCCCCCUGUUAAUUUAGUUUGCCAUUAUGUUAACUUGAUUCUUCUCUCACCAGCGUUUCCCUUGGGGGGAUGGCAACAAGAGCCUGUUCCACAACCCUGAAGUGAAUGCCCUCCCUGAUGGCUAUGAGGGACGCGAAGAGUGAUCUCUCCCUCAGACCACCUCACACACUGGGACCAGUCUCUUCCCUCAAUUCAUUACUCUGUUACUGGACCACACUCCCCAAACAGUUUACUCUUCUCUAUUAUAUUAUGUUUACCUCUGUGCAUCUGUCACAAGGGACCCAAAAUGUUAGUUACAUUUUUCUGGACCAUUUAACACGAUGUCUGCGUAAACUUAACUAAAAUAAAUAAUUAUUACCGAAAUACA